This is a messenger RNA of Gaeumannomyces tritici R3-111a-1, 2102 nucleotides long. RefSeq names its product sphingolipid long chain base-responsive protein LSP1. Gene Ontology annotation, cellular component: plasma membrane; eisosome filament. Gene Ontology annotation, molecular function: lipid binding. Gene Ontology annotation, biological process: endocytosis; negative regulation of protein kinase activity; eisosome assembly. The coding region runs from base 557 to 1636 and encodes 359 amino acids. NCBI's taxonomy places the organism in Eukaryota, Fungi, Ascomycota, Sordariomycetes, Magnaporthales, Magnaporthaceae. The record is from RefSeq and is a predicted model, not a curated record. The transcript has 5 exons.
UGUGUGCUCCUGUGCUCCUACAUAUAUCCUUGUAGACACCCACCCGUAUUUUUGGAAUCGCAUCCUCUAUUGCCUCGAAAGAACGGGACGGCGAAAACGAAAACACAGGCUCGCACAACCCCGCCUUGCAUUUCGCCCCUGCUUCUUUGCCCAGACGGGCUGGCAGCACUUCUUUUCGGAAACCCGCACUCUAUAUCCUAUUCAGUUGCUUUAUCCUUCAGUUUCGGCUCUAUACUUUAUCGUGUCCGCGCCUGCGUCCAGAAAACUACAUAUCCUUGCCGGAGUUGUUUGUCGCCUGAUUUUCCACCACCAAAUAAGGGCCUUUCCCCUUCCGGCGCUCUGUCUCACUUGGUGACGUCGUCAGGCACAAGCUCGCCCAGCGUCGCAACCCAGCAAAGCGAGACCCACACAAGGCGGCGCAGCUCCCUCAGCAUCGGCACUUUCCUUUGCUACUUCCCAUCGUCUCACUCGCCAUUGACGAGGCGCGCAACGGGCGCUUUUAAUCGACAGCCCUUUACGCGGCAAAAGGAAUCCACAGAACUCGACCUUCGUCACGAUGCAUCGCACAUACUCUAUGCGCCAUUCGAGGGCGCCGACCGCCUCGCAGCUCCAGAACCCUCCGCCGCCGCCUUCUAGUACCAAGUCUGGCCGCCUGUUCGGGCGAGGACCCUUUGGACAUGCGCUUCGAAGGAAUGCCGCCGGUGCCUUUGGGCCCGACUUGGCCAAGAAGCUGUCGCAGCUGGUCAAGAUGGAAAAGAACGUCAUGCGCAGUCUAGAGUGUGUCGCCAAGGAGCGCAUGGAGGUCGCUCAACAACUAUCCCUCUGGGGCGAGCACGGCGACGAGGAUGUCUCGGAUGUGACGGACAAACUUGGCGUGCUUCUUUACGAGAUCGGCGAGCUGGAGGACCAAUACGUCGACCGCUAUGACCAAUACCGCCUGACCAUGAAGAGCAUCAGGAAUAUUGAGGCUUCGGUUCAGCCGAGCCGAGACAGGAAGCAAAAAAUCACGGACACAAUCGCGCAGCUUAAAUACAAGGAGCCGAACUCGCCCAAGAUAGUCGUUUUGGAGCAGGAGCUGGUACGCGCCGAGGCCGAAUCUCUUGUCGCCGAGGCUCAACUGUCCAACAUCACGCGCGAAAAGAUCAAGGCCGCCUAUACCUACCAGUUUGACGCCCUGCGGGAACACGCUGAGAAAGUCGCCAUCAUCGCCGGUUACGGCAAGCACCUCCUGGAGUUGAUCGACGACACCCCCGUUACCCCUGGAGAGACGCGUCAGGCCUACGACGGCUAUGAGGCCAGCCGUGCCAUCAUCCAGGACUGCGAGGAUUCUCUCACUAGCUGGGUGACGCAAAACGCCGCUGUGUCCUCCAAGCUAUCAACCCGCGCCCGCACGCUAUCGCAGCGUCGGAGGAACCAUAUCAAGGCCCGCGCCGACGGAGGCCAUGACCUAUCUGGCCAAGAUGCGCCCCUCAACGACCGCAGCUCGUGGAUCUCGUCAGGGCAUGGCGAGAUGGAGGACGACGAGGACGACGAGGAAGAUGAGCUGCGGGAUCGUGAAAGGGACUCUAUCCUAGACAACGAGCCGGGCAUGAACGGUGAGCGCCGUGGCCGGUCACAGGAGGUCAUAAACGCCUGAUAUCGCCUGGACUGGACCCCUAAUGGUCGUAAUGACAUGGCCUUGUUCGAAUUACAGGGCAAUCGAGUCGAGAGACAGGGCUCGGUUCCCUACCCCUUAAUGAGUAAUACCCCAAACUCUGGUGCAGAGUGCUCGAGCCUAGUGCGCUUUGGGCUUGUUGACUUCAGCUCAGCCGCGCGAGCUACCAGGUGAUCAGGUUCGACAUUGGAGCUCAGGGAGUUGGAUCAAUGUUAUGUUGGUAUUUUGCUACUUCCUGUGUCGGUGCUUGUUUCUGUAGCAUGAAUGUCAUUCUCCGUUUCCUAUUUCUCUUUACCCAAUCGAUGGUUCUCUGAUAUCCGAGUCCACGUAUCGUUACCACCUAACACCUCGGUCACUGAUCAAGAAGGCUAAAGUCUAUAAUUCAUCUAAUCCCGUUUUUGGGUAUAAGCCAAAGUGGCAUGGAAAUCACAUUAUCGCAUAGCCUGCA